This is a messenger RNA of Bradysia coprophila, 2209 nucleotides long. It is a transcript of the gene not, whose product is annotated as ubiquitin carboxyl-terminal hydrolase nonstop. Gene Ontology annotation, molecular function: cysteine-type deubiquitinase activity; zinc ion binding. The record is from RefSeq and is a predicted model, not a curated record. Lineage: Eukaryota; Metazoa; Arthropoda; Insecta; Diptera; Sciaridae. Gene Ontology annotation, biological process: protein deubiquitination.
UAAUAACUCAAUCAACAAUUAUAAACUAAACUCAACUCAUUCGUGUUUGAAUCCUUGCUAUCCUUUGUCCUAUUCGAUCAGAAUGAAACGCAUUCGUUUCACAAGUUACAAAAACAUCUGUUAGAUUCAUUGGUGCCAUUGGUGCUCAUUCAGUUUUGAUGAGAAUAACUAAAUUUCGCAGAUUAUACAAGUUUCACUGAAUAGUAGUAGUUUGCGAUUCGCUAGGAGAAGUGAAAGCGAACACUAGAAAGUAUACCCGCACCAUUGUUAAUCGUGAAUUACUGUUGCACCUGUAACAAUUAUAACUGUUUGUGGAUGAGAUUUGUUUACAAUCGAAGAAAGACUACAUCAGCUGACGUUUUUCAAUGACAGACGCUUAUUGUGUGUGUCAUUCACUUCUUCAUUCAUUAUCCGGCAAAAUCGAAUUCAAAAAGUUCCGUACAAAUUUCGUGGAUUUUAUAGACUAAGAUGAGUGAAAAUGUUUGCCAACACUUUCGGGAUUACUACAAAGAAUUCGGUCUGAAAACAUUUGAGCUGGUCCACGCCUUUUUCUCCGUCUCUACAACAACAGAUGCUCGCAGACGAAAGGCUCUAUCAUGUUUGUGUUACACGUGUGGAGGAAGUGGACCGCAACUGUUCUCAUGCCUUCAUUGCAUUUUCUUCGGCUGCAAGGGUUCGCAUAUGUUUGACCAUCAGAAAAUCAACAAGCAUCACAUUGCAUUGGAACUGUCGUACGGAAUGAUUUAUUGCAAUUCGUGCAAGGACUAUAUGUACCAUCCAGAAUGUCAAACUAUAGCAGAAGUGCACUUAAAGAAUGAGGCAAUAAGUCUGAACAAAAGUUUGUCGUGGCGGCCGUGGGCACCAAACGAUGUCGAUAUCAAUUUAUUGCUGGCUAACCCGAAACGUAGACACACUAGUGGUAAAUCCACAAUCGGUCUCAGAGGUCUCAUGAACUUAGGCUCAACCUGUUUUAUGAAUUGCAUCGUCCAAGCGUUGAUACACACACCGUUGUUACGUGACUACUUUUUCGCUGAGAGACACGAGUGCACCGUGAAAAUGUCUACCAAAUGUCUCGUCUGCGAAAUGUCUCGUGUGUUUCAAGAAUUCUAUUCGGGAACGCGUGCACCAUUGUCACUGCAUCGUCUGCUGCAUUUAAUCUGGACACAUGCUCGUCAUCUAGCCGGAUACGAACAACAAGACGCACACGAAUUUUUCAUAGCCACACUGGACGUAUUGCAUCGACACUGUAAAAAUGCCAAAUCAGAAGUUGAGAAAGCCGAACGCAACAAAGACAAAAAGGACAUAUCAAAGGACAAGGAGGGUGUUACGAAUCCAGCACACUGCACAUGCAUUAUUGACCAAAUAUUCACCGGUCGAUUGCAGAGCGACGUAGUUUGUCAGUCAUGUAAGGGCGUGUCUACAACAAUUGAUCCAUUCUGGGACAUAUCGUUAGACUUAGGUGAGGUGCCACACGGUAGUGGCGUACCAAAAUCGCUGAUAGAUUGCCUAGAACGAUUUACCAGAGCAGAACACCUUGGCUCAUCCUCCAAAAUAAAAUGUGGAUCGUGCAAAGUGUACCAAGAGUCCACCAAGCAACUGUCGAUGCACACGCUUCCAAUUGUCGCGAGCUUUCAUCUGAAGCGAUUCGAACAUUCCAGCCAAAUCGAUAAGAAAAUCUCGACAUUCAUUUCGUUUCCAUUCGAACUGGACAUGAAACCGUUUAUGUCGAAAGUAAAUGACUCCCUCGGCGAUUACAUGUACAGUUUGUACGCGGUGAUCAAUCAUGUCGGGUCAAUUGACAAAGGUCAUUUCACUGCAUUCGUUCGCCAUCACAAAGAUGUCUGGGUGAAGUGUGACGAUCACAUGAUAUCGACCGCAACGCUAAAGGACGUUUUGAACAGUGAAGGGUACAUGCUGUUUUAUCACAAGAAAGUGUUGGAAUACGAGUGAAUCGUGUAGAACGAAGGAGUGUCCUCAGUGAUGCGUAUUGAUGGCCUAGUCGCAUUUCUUGAUUGCUGUGGCUUCAUUCAUUCUUACCCGGACUCAUUAACGUAAUUUGUUAAUCUACUACUUUCUAUCUGCAGUCAUUUGUUAUUUACCAGCCUGCGUUCUUCGACAAUGUUUUUCCGAAUACUGGAAUGACAUGCAACAUUCUACGUACAAGAUGUAUGUUCUUUAAUAACUAAAUAAACAAGUUACGUGUACUUAA